Molecule: messenger RNA, 2594 nt
Organism: Chiloscyllium plagiosum (whitespotted bambooshark)
Lineage: Eukaryota; Metazoa; Chordata; Chondrichthyes; Orectolobiformes; Hemiscylliidae
Gene: hoxa10b
Product: homeobox A10b
Biological process (GO): regulation of transcription by RNA polymerase II
Cellular component (GO): nucleus
Molecular function (GO): DNA-binding transcription factor activity, RNA polymerase II-specific; RNA polymerase II cis-regulatory region sequence-specific DNA binding
Source: RefSeq, a predicted model, not a curated record
CUCUACGGAAGAGGGAGUUGAGGCUAGCGUUGUACCGGAUUAAGGGGCUGUGGCAUUCAAGGCAAAUGACAAGGGACUGUCUCUGUUGCUGUGGUUACUAGCAGCAGGACAAGCCAUAAAGCCGAUUUUUACUUAGCUCUUUGCAUAGUUCCAAGUACCGCAAUACGCUCAAAAUUCAAAAUGCGGCUAACGGAAUCAAACAAUUCAAUUUUACGGGCCUUGCCGUUCGAGAUGUCUUUCCAGGCUCGUUGUAGAUUUUUGUGUUGCCACACCGUAGAUCUGUGACAAUGAAUUAUUUCAGCAGGACGUUCAGACCACAUGGUGGCGCCAGUUAGAUCAAUGUCAAAGCCGCUGUAGGGCAGCAAAAAUCUAUAUGGAGAAAUAUUUGAGCUAUCCUUUUUCCAAAGCACGAGUUCCAAAAGAAAUAUGUUCGUUUCUUAAAUCCGAAUUGAAUGCUGAAGGACUUCGAGUGAUAAAUUAAAUCCAAUAGACUGGAAAUGUCCCAAAAUAACUCCAAAAUAAUCGUUUUGCAAACAAAGACGAAAUGAUGAGAUCGAUUUUAUAGAUGUGGUAAACGCUCUCUCCUGUAGCUCGGGCAGUCGAAGAAUGCAAUGGUUAAAGCAUUGUAAAAGAAAUGUUUUCGAUUUCCUGAAAUGUUUCAGUGACGCAACCCUCCGUGGAGGAGGGGCUUCUGUCCAACUCAGCCAUUCGAUUGGCCCAUCCCGCCUGUCGUGCUGCGGAGGUAUCUCUAAUCAUAUUCAGCGUGUUUGCACAAGAAAUGUCAGCCUGAACUGGAUAGCUUCUGCUUUCGCCAAAUUACCCCACAACAAUGUCAUGCUCAGACAGUCCGUCUGCAAACUCCUUUUUAGUAGAUUCUCUGAUCAGCGUGGGCCGUGGCGGGGAAGGAGCCUAUUACCCCAACAGCAGUGUAUACCUGCCGCCUGCCUCUGAGCUCUCUUACGGCACCCAGAACUGUGGACUUUUCCCAUCCCUCAGCAAACGCAGCGAGAACAACUCUCAGAGUAUGGUCCUGACUUCUCAUCCUUACAUGAGCGGGAUGGAGGUCUGGUCAGAUCCCCCAAGGUCCUGUCGCAUGGAGCAACCUGCAACCCAGCAAGUGGCAGCAUGUUCCUUCCCCCAGAAUAUCAAAGAAGAGAAUGCAUAUUGUUUGUACGAUUCUGAGAAAUGUCCUAAAAGCUCAGCAGCAACAGAUCUUUCCACGUUCCCAAGGCUAACAUCAGAAUCGUGCUCCAAUAGUGACACUACUACUAGCGGCGGGGUUCCUGUCCCCGGCUAUUUCCGUCUGUCCCAAGCCUAUCCGACAUCUAAACAGACACUUUAUAACAACACAGGGCAGGUUGGGACCUCUCCAUUUGUAGCCCAAUCCCAGAUCCGAUAUGGAACACCCCCUUCUUCAGCUUCGACCCCGACUGAGUUGGGGAGAAAAGGAAGUGAAGGGACAUCCCCUGGUCAUUUAACCUGCGGUUCGGAGAGAGAAGAGACAGAAGCUCCGGCUUCUUCAGCGAACGAGGAAUCAUCUCCAGUCCCUUCAGAAAGCAGUAAACAUUCUCCUGAGAAAGAAACAAAAGGGGAGGUGAAAGCUGAAAGUGGGGCCAACUGGCUGACUGCAAAGAGUGGCAGAAAAAAACGUUGCCCUUACACCAAACAUCAAACCCUGGAGCUGGAGAAAGAGUUUCUCUUCAACAUGUACCUGACUCGAGAGCGUCGCCUAGAGAUUAGCCGCAGCGUCCACCUGACUGACAGACAGGUCAAAAUCUGGUUUCAAAAUCGCAGGAUGAAACUCAAGAAAAUGAACCGUGAGAACAGGAUUCGGGAGCUUACAGCUAACUUCAGCUUUUCAUGAUAAACACAAACACUGGUUUACAGAAAUUAAAGGGACAUCGGGAAGCUGUGCUAGUGUCACUAAAAGACUAAAAACUUUUCCACUUACCUCUGACUCCUCAGCCUUGUGCUGGUUGUAGAUAUUUCGAUUUACGUGUUUUGUUUUUAUUUGUGGCGGUAGUCUGUUUCUGUAACUAUGAUAAUGUGUGUUGCCACUGAUAAGUAAGGCAUGAACAGAAGUUAUCGCCCUGUAUGAUGAUUUUUCCAAACAACCGUGGGGGGAGGGGGACCUGACAACAAUCUUUUUAAUUGUGCUAAUUACCAAUUAUCAGCUAAGUAAAUCAAACUUUGUAAUGUCUAAAUACAGAUGACCCAUGCUGUUAAAAUAAUUCCAAAAUAAGUACCUACCGUAUACUGACAUGUUAAUAGAAGUUAAAUGUGAAUAUGCUGUAAAGUGUGUUGUUACAUAAAGAUAUCACAUACCAUGAACUGAAACAUCAGAUCACAUUUAAAUGUGAAACACUAUUGCAAGGACAGAAGAGUAGGAUGUCGGACCUUUUAUUCACUGCCGUUAUUUCACAUUAAAAAAACAAAUAGAAUUGAUUCAUUUGGGUUUGCAAUGAUGAAAUGCUUUCACUUGAGGACUCAAAUUCUGCUCAAUCCUAUUGCUGCUGCACUCUGUACGUUAACAAAACUUGUGUUUUCAUGAAAGAUGAAUAAACGUAUUUGGUCGGAGUGCUUUGAGAUAGGUA